CUGUCUGAUGAGGGUUGGGCAGAAUCAUCGAUGUGUAUAUCGCACAGAUGGGCUAAAAACCGAUAGAAAACACUAGUUUAACUAGGCGGAGCAGUCGACUACUAUCACGCAAUCUGCACAUGCCGUACGCAAUAUUGAUUCUCGUGGGAUGACCUUUAUUUUGCCCUGCACAAAAAUAGAUCGGUCCAUCAUUAAUUGGUCACAAUCGCAACAUUUUACGAAUAUAAAUUGGAGCUGGCUAGUUAGCAUGACUACUUAGAUAUCCAAAACAACACAAUCCAACACAGAAAAUGUAGGGAAUGACGUAAAUAAUAAAGACUCGUGCCGCCGGGUGUGUGAGGGUUAAAGUUGAAAGGUGAUGUUGUCAAUCGCUUCAACUCUCGCUGCGAUAAACAUGGCGGAAACCGAGCAGCAGGCAGGCUCCUCCCCUGAAGAUGACAAGCCGCCCCUUCCCAUCAGUCUCAAUUUCAUGGUACCCAAGAAAGAAAUCAGUAUGGUGCCAGACAUGGGCAAGUGGAAACGUUCCCAGGCCUAUGCUGAUUACAUGGGAUUCAUCCUGACCCUCAAUGAGGGUGUGAAGGGGAAGAAACUCACGUGUGACUACACGUUGUCAGAGACAGUGGAGAAGCUUCUCUCUCUGCUGGACACCCUGGACCGCUGGAUCGAUGAGACCCCGCCAGUGGACCAGCCCUCCCGUUUCGGAAACAAAGCCUACAGGACCUGGUACGCCAAGCUGGAAAAGGAAGCGGAGUCCCUGGUGGCCGCAGUCAUCCCCUCUGACCGCAGCGCUGCCUCCCAGGAGAUAGCUGUGUACCUGAAAGAGGCUGUGGGGAACUCAACCAGGAUAGACUACGGCACAGGUCAUGAAGCUGCCUUUGCUGCCUUUCUCUGCUGUCUGUGCAAGAUCGGUGCUCUACGCGUAGAAGACCAGCUCUCCAUUGUCUUCAAGGUGUUCGACAGGUACCUGAGGGUAAUGAGGAAGCUGCAGAAGACAUACAGGAUGGAGCCGGCCGGCAGCCAGGGCGUCUGGGGGCUCGAUGACUUCCAGUUCCUGCCCUUCAUCUGGGGCAGCUCCCAGCUCAUAGACCAUCCAACACUGGAGCCACGGCACUUUGUGGAUGAGAAGGCGGUGAAUGAACACCACCAGGACUAUAUGUUUCUGGAGUGCAUCAAAUUCAUCAAUGAGAUGAAGACAGGCCCAUUUGCGGAGCACUCCAACCAGCUGUGGAACAUCAGCGCUGUGCCAACCUGGUCCAAAGUCAACCAGGGUCUCAUCCGAAUGUACAAGGCAGAGUGUCUGGAAAAGUUCCCCGUUAUUCAGCACUUCAAGUUUGGCAGCCUGCUGUCCAUUCAGCCCGUGAAGCCAUGAGAGAGGAGGCCGCGAGACGCAAGGCAACUGGGGGGAAAAACUCCCUUAACCCCACCCCGUGUCUGCCCGGACCCAUCACUGCGCCUUCGUUAGACAAGACAUGACUCUUCUCUCAGGACUUCCCCCACAGAGCUUCACCACUCCACAUCAGCUCCUUUAAUUUCCAGACUUUUUAGUCUUUUUGGGUGACACUAUACAUUUAACUGCAUCUUCAUAACACAUAUCUUAGGCACUGAAUAACAAUGACAUGAGAUCCACAUAAAGUAUUCCCCCUGAAUUAUUACAUGCUGUCCAUAUGGCAGAGCAUAAUGUAGAUAAUAAUAAUCAGUGAACUCCAAAUGAUUUGAAUAAUGCAUAUUGUAUCGUGGUCAUCCACGAAAGUCACUGCGACAAUGUUGAUCGUUCCAGUGGGAAUGUUUGAGGGUUUGUUUGAGUGCUUUUAAUUUGGUAUGUUUGAUGAUUUGAAUUUCAACUACUAGUCAUACUGCACUCUGUUAAGAUUGGUGUAACACGUGGUGAAUACUGUGUGGCAGGUAUCUCACUCCUAUGUAGUGCUUUUUAUUAAUGUGUCGUGUGCAUUAUGGAGAUGCAGGUGAUGUGCAGUGCUGCCUUAUUUUUUUUAUUCCUUUGAAUUUUGUAUCCUAAUCCUCUGAAACAUUUUGUAUGUGUGAUGUGUGUGUUCAGGAAUGCCUGGCAGUCACCUUCAGCUCAGUACCGUGUGCAUAUUUAUAUCUGUGUGUCUAUUUAUUGAAUCAGAUAUACAUGUACAAUCCAUCUAUGAAGUUAGAUAUAGUAGGGAAGCCUUGUUAGAUUGAUGCAUCUAAAUUGAUUGAAAUGCUAGUUUUCAAGUGAUCCGCUUGGUAUUACAGUGGCUCUUGAUUGACAGAAGUCAUUUUGCACACUGGCAAUGCACUUUGAAAAAGGGAAGGUGGGGUAGUGUGCUUAGUGACUUGGUGACUUGCGCCUUUCUGUUUGUCUUCAGGAAUAUAGGACCACUUACUUUAGUCCCUUGCUUUCCAAACAAGAUUCCAAGAGGCAUUUUGCUUGUAGAGACUGUCCGUUUUAAAGACGGUUUAGUUGCAGACUUUGUAGCUGCUUCCUUGGCUGUGUGAUUAC
Megalops cyprinoides (Indo-Pacific tarpon) is the source of this 2485-nucleotide messenger RNA. Its product is annotated as serine/threonine-protein phosphatase 2A activator-like. Lineage: Eukaryota; Metazoa; Chordata; Actinopteri; Elopiformes; Megalopidae. The record is from RefSeq and is a predicted model, not a curated record. Gene Ontology annotation, molecular function: protein tyrosine phosphatase activator activity; peptidyl-prolyl cis-trans isomerase activity. The transcript has 10 exons. Gene Ontology annotation, cellular component: nucleus; cytoplasm; protein phosphatase type 2A complex. Gene Ontology annotation, biological process: mitotic spindle organization. Bases 359 to 1369 code for a protein of 336 amino acids.